AUGAGAUCAAGUUGUUUUUUCGCUAUCCUCACUCUCGCCACCCUCGCCAAUUGUGUCACAGCAGACAAUGCCACGUGCAAUCCGCUAUUUGGUGUUUUCAUCGGAGAUCCUGCAUUUCGAAUCAACACCACUGUAGCCAAGGAUGUGGUCUAUAACAAGUCACCUCUUACACUCACACCAAGCGAGGACAAAUUCAGAUGCGGCAAUGUGCACUCGUCCUGCUGUUCCGAGCCCAUAAUGGAUUAUCUGCAGGAUGAACUGGCCAUGACCUGGGACUGGAUGUUCGGUACUAUUGGCGACAUGCGGAAUAUGACAUUCGUUCUUGACGGCCAAUCCAGCCAAAUAACAACACAGCUGGAUGAUGGACUCAAGAAAAUUAGCGAUGCUUACAAUCAGAUGCCCAAUAGCCCCGAAAAGGAGGAGCUCAAAGCAGUUCUGACUUUACUAGAGGAUCUAGCGACUACCGGUGUUAAAGUAAAAUUCGCCAAAAACACGUGCGAUGUUAUAGAACACGAUUGUGGAGGCAUCUGGGACAAAGCUGAGAAGUACAUGGAAAGGGUCAGAGGUCACGUUAUCGCGGCCCUUACCGCGGUCAAAAUGGAUACCACCAACGUGCCUUUCAUUGCAAUGGAAGCCGAAAUCUGUGACGAUCAGCCUUGCAGACAAUACGUAUGCGAAAGCAUGCUCACCGGAUUCUUGUUUACACCUCCAACGGAUCGGGCCGCCAUCGCCACUGUAUAUGUUGCGGUCGCGUUAGCCCGUUUCGGCGAGGCUUUCUGGAGUGCACUCGCUUCUGGGAACAAAAGACGUCAAGCUCAGCUGCCUUACGCAGUACAGCUGGGUCUCGAGCACAUCUCUCAGUCAUCGCUGGAGGCCCUAAAGCUGCUCUCUGGGCUCAACCCGCUGGGACAUGUCAUUGAAUCGUCACAGCGUCGGCGUACAAGUGGCGUGUUGUUCACUGCGGUGUAUGAUAGUGACAAUACGGGGCUAUGA
Messenger RNA from Sphaeroforma arctica JP610, 993 nucleotides. RefSeq lists its product as hypothetical. The coding region runs from base 1 to 993 and encodes 330 amino acids. NCBI's taxonomy places the organism in Eukaryota, Ichthyosporea, Ichthyophonida. The record is from RefSeq and is a predicted model, not a curated record. The transcript has 3 exons.